Messenger RNA from Medicago truncatula (barrel medic), 1417 nucleotides. Its product is annotated as transcription factor RSL3. Gene Ontology annotation, biological process: regulation of DNA-templated transcription. The record is from RefSeq and is a predicted model, not a curated record. The transcript is spliced from 5 exons. The coding region runs from base 55 to 1020 and encodes 321 amino acids. Gene Ontology annotation, molecular function: protein dimerization activity; DNA-binding transcription factor activity. NCBI's taxonomy places the organism in Eukaryota, Viridiplantae, Streptophyta, Magnoliopsida, Fabales, Fabaceae.
UACCAACCAUUUAUACUUAAUAGCCCUUUUCCUCUUAGAAGACUUCCAAGAAAAAUGGAAACACUUGGAGCUAUCCCUGAUGAUGGUGAAUGGGAAUGCUUUCGCAGAAUAUUUGACACCGACAACCACGAUGACUCUCCACCGCAAUUACUUGAUCAAACCUCGCUUCUGCUUGGGGAAAAUGAUGGGAACUUUGGAGUACAAUCCAUGUUUUGCUCCCCUUCUGAAGCUGAGGGAAAUAUUAAUACUAAUGUGUUUUACUCUUUUGAUUCUCACAUUAACUAUAAUUCACAAGAAAGUAAUCAUAGCACUCAAAGUCACACAAACUACUAUUUUGAUUGUUCUGAUCAUGUGGCAGCUAACAAUAGUGACAAAACAGAGAAUUUUGAUCACAGUCAAGUUCAACCUAUUGUUUCUUCCACCAAACAGUUGAAGCUCAAAAGGAUGCUUGGUGUGCCAGAAUUUGAUGUGCAAGUAGAAGAUAAGACAAACUCAUGUGGGAAUCCAACUAAGAAACACCGUGCUUCGAAAGAUGUGCAAAGAUACGUAAAUAAUGCAGAGUCCAAGAAGAGCAAGAAGGUUAAUAGAAAUGAGAACAAGGCAGAAGAAGCCAAUACAAGUAUAGAUGGACAUAACUCUAGUGGUUAUACCUCAGAGGAACAAAACAUGUGUGAGGAAAACAGUGGAGGAGCUUCUGCAGCAUCUAAAUCAACUGUGUCUCUCAACUCCAAUGGAAAAAAAAGAGCUAGUAGAGGAUCAGCAACAGAUCCUCAAAGCCUUUAUGCAAGGAAAAGAAGGGAGAAGAUAAACGAGAGACUGAGAACUCUGCAGAAUCUUGUACCAAAUGGAACAAAGGUUGAUAUAAGCACAAUGCUUGAAGAUGCAAUCCAAUAUGUGAAAUUUCUGCAGCUCCAAAUCAAGCUUCUAAGCUCUGAUGAUCUGUGGAUGUAUGCUCCAAUUGCUUAUAAUGGACUUGACAUUGGAUUCAAUCUCAACAGGAAGAUUUCUCCACCACCAUGAACUUAAAAUGAAACCUGUUUAUGAGUGAUAUUAGAUUUAAGAACUUAGCUCAUUUACAUAUUAUCAUGCAUUAAGUAUAAUCUAAUGAUUUGGAAAUCCUAUCUAUUUUUAUAUAGGAUUUGCAAAUUAUUUAGUUUCUGAAUAAUUAUUUUCUAUUCUGUAGUUUUUAAGUGUUCCAAUUUCCAAACAAGAUGAUUUGUGUUGCAAAAUUUAUGUCUCAUGUUGCAUAAAACAUUGUCAAGUAUGCAGUUGUAGGACUUUCAAGUUUUUGGUCAAAAUAAAAUAUUACUAGCUUAUACAUCCUUUUGUAGACCACGCAAUGCUUGUAUGAAUGGGAAUGACCAAUGCAAUCUCUAGAGAAGUUUUGAUCAAUAACACUAUUGGAUUAUUGGUUAUA